AUGAGGUUGUUUUUGUCUUUUCGAGGGCAUAUACCAUUUGGAAACGAGAUUUUAACUUGCAUAUGCCAAUCAAAUCGUCCUUCUAGAAAAGAGUAUUAUCUCAAAUACCUACUACAUGAGAGAAAAAAGCCAUUAUUGAUCCCUAUUUUGUCAAGAUCACUCGACACUUUUGCUAUGCUACUCUACAUUCAUGAGAUUGACUUUUCGCCAAAAUACAAUAAAGAAUACCUAAACACCCGGCUGGGUUUUCAUCUUCAUUGGAGCAGUUGUUUGGAGUCGACAUUGCAGGAAGAAGAUAAAGAGCAGAAGAACGUGUUUCAGGUGAUGGAUUCUUUAUUGAGCUCUGAAGGAGAUUCACAGAGGACACAGUACCCAUACGUAACAGGUACAUCUGUGAUUGGAAUCAAAUACAAGGAUGGUGUUCUCAUGGCUGCUGACAUGGGAGGGUCAUAUGGAUCCACCAUUCGCUAUAAGAGUGUGGAGCGAAUAAAGCAAAUUGGCAAACAUUCUCUUCUUGGUGCAAGUGGAGAAAUCAGUGAUUUCCAGGAAAUUCUAAAAUACCUUGAUGAUCUCAUAUUGAAUGACAAGAUGUGGGAUGAUGGGAACUCACUUGGACCUAAAGAGGUCCACAAUUAUCUAACUCGGGUCAUGUACAAUCGCCGCAACAAGUUUGACCCUUUAUGGAAUUCCCUUAUAAUCGGUGGAGUCAAAAACGGCCAUAAAUAUCUAGGAUCGGUGAGCAUGAUUGGUGUACAUUUUGAGGAUGAUCAUGUUGCAACUGGAUUUGGGAAUCACCUGGCGCGUCCAAUUCUUCGUGAGGAAUGGAGGGAGGAUUUGACUUUUGAGGAGGGUGUUAAAUUGUUGGAGAAAUGCAUGCGUAAUCUUCUAUAUCGUGACAGAUCUGCUGUCAACAAGCUGCAGAUAGCAAAGAUUACGGAUGAAGGAAUGACCAUCUCCCAGCCCUACUCUUUGAAGACUUUCUGGAAUUUUGCUGCUUUUGAGAAUCCUACUGUUGGAGCUGAGGGGUCAUGGUAGGCAUUUGAAUUUUCAAAUUCCAACUACUACCCAAAAAACAUAUAUGUUACCUUGGCUUGAUGGAUGUUUUUUUUUUUUAAUUAAAUGUUCUCAAAUAUUGUUAUGUGAUACUAUUAAACUUCUGUGUUUACCGGUUUUAGAUUUUCAAGUUCCGGUAGAUGGACUUGAUCCUUGUGUUUAACUUUAGUUUUAAUCUGUUUGGAUCUCUGAUUACCUGUUUGCAUUAAAUGCUAUCUAGAUAAAUGAUGUCUGUCCAAAGAUAUUUGAUUGGCU
This is a messenger RNA of Lactuca virosa, 1308 nucleotides long. NCBI's taxonomy places the organism in Eukaryota, Viridiplantae, Streptophyta, Magnoliopsida, Asterales, Asteraceae. The record is from the annotation of a GenBank genome assembly.